Messenger RNA from Gossypium raimondii (Peruvian cotton), 1503 nucleotides. Its product is annotated as perakine reductase. The record is from RefSeq and is a predicted model, not a curated record. Gene Ontology annotation, cellular component: cytoplasm. Bases 196 to 1248 code for a protein of 350 amino acids. The transcript is spliced from 7 exons. Lineage: Eukaryota; Viridiplantae; Streptophyta; Magnoliopsida; Malvales; Malvaceae.
UAUAUUUUGACAGGGUUUAGCAAGAAAUAGAACAAGUAAACUAUUCAAAUCUCUGUUAUCAACAAAAUAACAAGGGGCAGAGGAAAUUUGUUCUUAUAUAGCAUCUGCUAAAUCUCUUAUACUUGCUGUAUUAUUUAGCUGUACGCAAACAAGAAAAGCCUCAGUUCAUUUACACAAGAAAGUACCAAAAAAAAGAUGGGUGAGGAGCAGCAGAGAAUUCAGAUUCCUAGAGUCAAACUGGGAACUCAAGGACUUGAGGUUUCAAAGUUGGGGUUUGGAUGUAUGGGGCUCACUGGAGUUUACAAUGAUCCUGUCCCGGAGGAAAUUGGCAUAUCGAUUAUCAAGCAUGCAUUCCAUAGAGGAAUCACUUUCUUUGAUACAUCUGAUUUCUAUGGACCCAAAACUAAUGAAAUUUUGAUUGGGAAGGCAUUGAAGCAGCUACCAAGAGAGAAGGUACAGUUAGCCACAAAGUUUGGAAUCCAAAAUAUGGAUUCGACUGGUUUCAUAGUAAAUGGUACUCCCCAAUAUGUCCGUACCUGUAUUGAAGCUAGCCUGAAGCGCCUUGAUGUAGACUAUAUUGAUCUUUACUACCAGCACAGGGUUGACACCAACAAUCCAAUAGAGGAUACUAUGUCUGAACUCAAGAAGCUGGUGGAAGAAGGGAAAAUAAAGUACAUAGGUUUAUCUGAAGCUAGCCCUGAAACUAUAAAGAGAGCACAUGCAGUACAUCCCAUAACUGCUUUACAGAUGGAGUGGUCACUGUGGACUCGUGAUAUCGAGGAUGAAAUAGUACCUCUUUGCAGGGAACUUGGAAUUGGCAUUGUUCCGUACUCCCCUCUCGGUGGCAGUUUCUUUGCCGGAAGAGGAGUGAUGGAAACUGUUCCUGCAAAUAGUAUGCUGACAUAUAUCUCAAGAUUUCAAGGAGAAAACUUGGACAAAAAUAAGAAGUUAUAUUUGAAAACCGAGAAGUUGGCCAAGAAGCAUGGAUGUACCUCUGCACAAGUAGCACUUGCCUGGGUCCUUCAUCAAGGGGAUGAUGUAGCACCGCUUCCCGGAACAACCAAGAUAAAAAAUCUGGAUAGUAACAUUGGUUCACUAAAAGUAAAGCUCACAGCAGAAGAUUUGAAAGAAAUUUCGGAUGCAGUUCCGAUAAAUGAGGUAGCAGGUAAUCCUAUGCCAGAUAUUUUAAGUCGAUUCAGUUGGAAGUUUAGCAAUACACCACCAAAGGGGAGCAAGGUUUCAACUUGAAAUAACCAUGGAUGCAAAGUCUGCAGCAAAAUCUGCGGUUGGGGGUAAAUGGACUCUGCAACAACUGAAACUAUUGAAAAACUAGAUGUUUGUAUCAAUAACUUAGUAAGCUUUGGUUAUAUAGGAGUGGUUCAGUUAGAUAAGAAGAGUGCAUUACCAAAAUAAAACAAAUAAGCAGGGUUGUAUGAUUUUGCUGUAUGUGGUUUGUAGCUAGUGAUCAUCUUUGGAAAUGAAACAAGUUGUUUAUCACCUGAA